Dalotia coriaria is the source of this 3367-nucleotide messenger RNA. Its product is annotated as SWI/SNF complex subunit SMARCC2. Gene Ontology annotation, molecular function: histone binding; DNA binding. The record is from RefSeq and is a predicted model, not a curated record. Gene Ontology annotation, cellular component: SWI/SNF complex. Gene Ontology annotation, biological process: positive regulation of DNA-templated transcription. Lineage: Eukaryota; Metazoa; Arthropoda; Insecta; Coleoptera; Staphylinidae.
UGCACUCGCCGACGUCAAAACCGUCGAUGCCGCUUGUUUCUUGCGUUUUACGUGCGGUUCCUCCAGAGUUAACUCGUAAAUUUGAUCAUAUUUGUGCAGUUUGUGGGUUUUCUAUGGUACUAAUUGUGUAGGCUCACGGUAUAGGGCCGGUUAACCAUAGAAAACAAUGCUUUAAUUGCGUGUUUGUGCUUCGACUCUCAAUUACUUCAUUUCGUUUCGCCGACAUCAACCGCCACAAAAAAUGAUUGCGUUUGGGCCGAAGAAGGACGGCAGUCCCAACAGUAAAUAUUUCGAAUGCCCUGAGACUUUAAACGCUCUGGGAGCAGUAAAGAUAUGGCUGCAAAAGAAUGCAAAGAAGAAUAUCCAGUCAGAUCCUUUAACCAACAAUUCACUAUCUGCACUGGUUAUUCAAAUGCUGCAAUUCCAAGAGGACACAUUGGGCAAAAAUGCUGCCAAACCACCAAUGACCAGAAUACCAGUCAAGUACUUCAUGGAUUUUAAGCCUGGAGGUGGUCUUUGUCAAAUACUUGCAGCUGCAUACAAAUUCAGGGUGGAACAGGGAUGGAGAAAAUUUGAAUUUCAAGUUGGCAAAAAUCCAGCCAAAUUGGACAAAUUGAUUGAAAUGUACCAGUCAAUUGAGAAAGCUCUCAUACAAAAUAAACUCUACACAUUGCCAAACUGCUUCAUCAAGAGUGAAGUAGAGAAAAAUCUCGCCACCAAACUAAAGGAUAUUUUGAAACGUCGUGGAGGACAACUUGUUGAAUCCGAAGCAGCCGCCACUCACAUUCUCUAUCCACACAGUGAUCCACUUGAUGAAGAAUAUGCCAGACCAGGAAUGAGGCAGGAUAAGAUGAUGAUGAUGCAUUGGUAUUAUUUUCCCGAGUCCUACGAUACCUGGGUUAAUGCCGAGAGUAUUCUUGAUGGAAUGUCGUUAGACAGCCCAUCACCACAUAGCGGUUCCUGGCGCGUCUCCUGCACAUGGUUACUUGAUUCGGACCAAUACAACGAGUGGAUGAGCGAAGAGGACUACGAAGUCGACGAUUCCGGCAAAAAGAAGAUUCAUAAGAUGCGACUAUCUGUCGAAGAUCUUAUGAAUCCUGGAGAUGAUAAACGAAGAAAAAUCAAGCGAAAACAUUCGCCUUCGCCUCCAGCUAAGAGUGGUAAACGAAAAAGCGGCCGUUCACCUGCUAUCGGAAAGAAAUCCCGUCUUGACGAUGAAACCGAAGACCUCACGAGAGAAAUGGAUGACCCGAUGCCAGAGCCAAAUAUUACUGAGGUCAAUCCACCGGUUGUAACCGCCCCAACUGGUAAGAAAGAUCAUGAGUUGCAACCGCUGAAAGGCGGUUCAAUUACUGAUUUGGACGAGGCAGACGAGCGAGGUGAAGACUCACAAACUGGUAAGAACUCCGACACUACCACCCAGGAUGAUGGACAGGAAGAUAAUGUCACAGAACAGACGCAUCAUAUCAUAGUCCCCUCGUAUUCUGCUUGGUUUGAUUACAAUUCGAUUCAUGAGGUCGAAAAACGCGCGUUGCCGGAGUUUUUCAACAGCAAAAACAAAUCGAAAACUCCGGAGAUUUACUUGGCGUAUAGAAAUUUUAUGAUUGAUACGUAUAGGUUGAAUCCGACUGAGUAUAUUACGAGUACUGCGUGUAGAAGGAAUCUCGCUGGCGAUGUUUGUGCGAUUAUGCGUGUGCAUGCUUUCCUCGAACAAUGGGGUUUGAUUAACUAUCAAGUUGAUACUGAAUCGCGACCAACUCCGAUUGGUCCGCCGCCUACUUCACAUUUUCAUAUUUUGUCGGAUACACCGUCUGGGCUACAGCCGGUUAACCCGCCGAAAACUCCUCAACCUAGCGCCGCGAAAACGUUGCUUGAUUUAGACAAAUCUGCUGAUCCGACUAAGAAAACGGAAGCGGGCGAGACUAUUUCCAGUUUCGGUUUGAAACUUGAUCAGUACUCGAAGAAACCCAGCGCAAUGAAGAAUAAGAGUGCUGCGUCCAUGGCUAGGGACUGGACAGAACAGGAGACUUUACUGUUGUUGGAAGGUUUGGAGAUGUACAAGGAUGAUUGGAAUAAGGUUUGUGAACAUGUUGGGUCACGUACGCAGGAUGAGUGUAUUUUGCACUUUUUGCGCUUACCAAUUGAAGAUCCGUACCUGGAUGAUCCGGAAGCAGGAGGUGCUUUGGGUCCUCUUGCAUACCAACCGAUUCCGUUCAGUAAGUCAGGGAAUCCUAUCAUGUCAACAGUUGCGUUUUUGGCUUCUAUCGUUGACCCGCGUGUUGCGGCAGCCGCUGCAAAGUCGGCAAUGAAUGAAUUCGCUAGUAUUAAAGACGAGGUACCCGCGGCUCUAAUGGAUGCUCAUUUGAAGAAUGUCGAGGCUUCUUCAACUGAUGGCAAAUAUGAUCCUGCGGCUGGUUUGGCUCUGAGUGGAAUUGCAGGCACAGUUCCCGAAAAAGAGGAAGAUGACAAGGUUAAAAAGGAAACCGAUUUAAAAGACGAUGAGAAAAGCGAUGGCGAACAAAAGAAAAAUGGAAUUGAAACCCCAGAAGAAAGCGAGAAAACACCUAAGUCGGAAAAAGACGAAGAAAAGGAAGAAGCUAUGGAGGUGGAUGUCAAACCGGAAAAAGUCGUACGUGACAGUGAAAUGCAGAGUGCCGCUGCCGCCGCUCUUGCAGCAGCCGCAGUGAAAGCUAAACACUUGGCAGCAGUUGAAGAGCGCAAAAUAAAAUCGCUGGUAGCUCUACUUGUUGAAACUCAAAUGAAGAAAUUAGAGAUCAAAUUGAGGCACUUUGAAGAACUGGAAACAACAAUGGAACGAGAACGCGAAGGCUUAGAAUAUCAGCGACAACAAUUGAUUACAGAAAGGCAGCAGUUCCAUUUGGAGCAAUUGAAGGCGGCAGAGUUUAGAGCGCGUCAACAAGCGCACCAGAGAUUGCAAGCGGAGCAGGGUCAACAAUGGGCGCAACAACCGCCAGCUGCACAACAUCCAACACCGGAGGUAGCGGCAAGCACCACUCCAACGCCGCCAUCGCCGCAAGCCGCUGCUGUUGCAUCACCGGCAGCGGGCGCUCAUCAUAUUUAAUUCUAUCUAUAAACUGAUAAAAAGAUUUGUUUUCUUUUUUUUAAUUGUAUGUACUACUAUAGUUUAGAGUCGUAUAAUUUCACUACACGCGUUAGAAUAUUUAAUGUGUGAGUUUUACAAAGGUGAGGAUCUAAGAUUUGAAUAAUGUACGCGAAUACUUUACAUAUAAAUUUUUGAUUCAAUUCCAUAAACUGCGUACGUAAAUUUAGUUUUGUGUUGGUACAAGUUUCAUUUUUACAACACAAAUGGCGAAAUGAUCGCAAAUAAAGUAAGUAGAGUUGUGAA